CUCAUUUAUUAAACUCCGCCCUCCCUCAAAAGAAGCUGUGCAUUUCCUACUUUUAUACUGUCUGUGUGUCUGCUUCGCACAGCUCAGCUGGCCAGAGGAACUGAGAUAUCUGCUCCCCUACAAGAAACUCUCCCUGGGUUGAUCAGAAUGAAUUAUCAAGUGUCAACUCCGAUCUAUGACAUUGAUUAUGGCAUGUUAGAGCCCUGCCAAAAAAUCAAUGUGAAGCAAAUUGCAGCCCGGCUCCUGCCCCCGCUCUACUCGUUGGUGUUCAUCUUUGGUUUCGUGGGUAACAUGCUCGUCGUCCUCAUCCUGAUCAACUGCAAAAAGCUUAAGAGCAUGACUGACAUCUACCUGCUCAAUUUGGCCAUCUCUGACCUGCUUUUCCUUCUUACCAUCCCAUUCUGGGCUCACUAUGCUGCAACCCAGUGGGACUUUGGAAAUACAAUGUGUCAACUUUUGACAGCAUUCUAUUUUAUAGGCUUCUUCUCUGGAAUCUUCUUCAUCAUCCUCUUGACAAUCGACAGGUACCUAGCUAUUGUCCAUGCCGUGUUUGCUUUAAAAGCCAGGACAGUCACCUUUGGGGUGGUGACGAGCGGGGUCACCUGGGUGGUGGCUGUGUUGGCCUCUCUCCCUGGAAUCAUCUUUACCAGAUCUCAGAAAGAAAAUUUUCAUGUCACAUGCAGCCUUCAUUUCCCACACAAUCAGUAUCAGUUCUGGAAGAAUUUCCAGACGUUAAAGAUGACCAUCUUAGGUCUGGUGCUGCCACUGCUGGUCAUGGUCAUCUGCUACACAGGAAUCCUGAAAACCCUGCUUCGGUGUCGAAACGAGAAGAAGAGACACAAGGCUGUGAGGCUCAUCUUUACCAUCAUGAUUGUUUACUUUCUCUUCUGGACUCCCUAUAACAUUGUGCUUUUCCUGAACACUUUCCAGAGUUUCUUUGGCCUGAAUAAUUGCAGUAGCUCUAAUAGAUUGGAUCAAGCCAUGCAGGUAACAGAGACUCUUGCAAUGACGCACUGCUGCAUCAACCCUGUCAUCUACGCCUUUGUCGGAGAGAAGUUCAGAAACUACCUCUUGGUGUUCUUCCAAAAGCAUAUCACCAAACGCUUCUGCAAAUGCUGUUCAAUCUUCCAGCGAGAGGCCCCCGAACGGACCAGCUCGGUUUAUACCCGAUCCACUGGGGAACCUGACAUCUCUAUUGGCUUAUGAUCUGGACUCAAGUGGGCUUGUGACCUGGACUGAGUUGAGCCACAUGACUCAGUUUUGAUACACAGCCUGGAGGUGGGAACAAUCCUUUUCAAAAAGAAGUUACUGCCAUGGAGGGCCUAAGA
Carlito syrichta (Philippine tarsier) is the source of this 1328-nucleotide messenger RNA. It is a transcript of the gene CCR5, whose product is annotated as C-C motif chemokine receptor 5. The transcript has 2 exons. Gene Ontology annotation, molecular function: chemokine (C-C motif) ligand 5 binding; C-C chemokine receptor activity. Gene Ontology annotation, cellular component: membrane; cytoplasm. Gene Ontology annotation, biological process: chemotaxis; inflammatory response; G protein-coupled receptor signaling pathway. The coding region runs from base 148 to 1206 and encodes 352 amino acids. The record is from RefSeq and is a predicted model, not a curated record. Lineage: Eukaryota; Metazoa; Chordata; Mammalia; Primates; Tarsiidae.